CCCGAGGGGCGGCGGUUCCCAUGGUUACCCGCGCCGCGCGUUACGUCACCGCCGCGGGCGGGGCGCCGGGGCGCGGGCCGGGGUCACUGAGGGGAAUGGCGGGCACGGCGGCGACCUCGGGGGGCGGCUUCUUGCCUGGAGGAGCUGCCCGGGAGCCCGCCCCGACGCCCGCUUUUCGCGGGAGGGGUGCCCGCCUUCUCGUGGGGGAAGCGGGGCGGCCGGACACUGGACGGGUGUUGCUCCCCGUGUGCCCGGGGACGCGGGGGCAGCGGCGGAGACGGUCCGCCGGGCGGGCGGUGGGCAGGACUGCGGCGUGCUUCGGUGCGGGAAGGCUCCCGGCCGCUCCCCUGCACACCCCGGCGCCUGCCCUCACCGAGCGCCCGCGCUCCCGGCUCGGUCCUCCUUCCUGUCGGUGCCGGCGGCGUCGGGAGGCUCUCGGGCUGCCCUCCCGUUCAGCGAGUGUGGAAACUCGGAAAACGGGAGUGCAAGGCCCUUGACCUCCCGGAGUAACGGUCAUUGAGGAGGAAGAACAGCCAAGCCAAACAUAAGUCGAGGUCACGGGUGUUGUGCCCGAGCUCCGUAGAGUUGUGCUAUGCCCUGCGGGCUCGUCGCACCCUCGGUCGGCGUCCAUCCCGCUUCCUCGGCUUUCCUCGGUGCCGUUUGGAUCUUUCCCACCUUGUAUUGCCCGGUGUUUGCUGCCCCGCGCGGACUCUCUCUCCCUCUCUCUCUCUCUCUCUCCCCCUCCCGCCUCCGAGCCGUUAGGAUAUCCGAUCCCGCUACCGUGCAGCUUGGCUAGUCCUUCAGUCUUCAGCAGUUAUCAGCAUUUCAGCGUGUGUUAGGUGAAACCUAUUUAGUUAUUUAGAUGUUUUUAAUGCACGUGGGUCUUACGUCCUUUUUUCCCAACUGUUUUUACAAACUCAAGCACCAUUGAAUUCCUUAGGGCUGUACAUCAAAAUACGGAUUUUCCAGGUAAACCCAUACUGACCCAGACAGUAUCCCAGGAAUCACUUUCUAACAAAGUUCCCACAUGAUUAAUCAGCUGGGAACUCAGACUUUCUUGGAAACCAUUACUGUACAACUUCUAGCCUUAGCUUGGCUUGUGUUCACAUUCUUAAUAAAGUACAUGUCCAUGCAACAGUGGGCACUCAGCUGGUGAAAUGUGUAGUAGAAGGCCCCGCAAGAUUGAUAGUUGCAUCCUGCUCUUGUACUCUAGGCUUCACAUCUAAAUUCCUGUUACUCAGUUUUUCGGUGCAGAAACCAGACAUUCCCAUGUGCUAAGACUCAAGGAACUGGUAUUUAAUAACGAGACUCACAGUCCACAGUCCAUCCUAGAAAUGAACAACAUGUUAAUCUCCACAAACGGUAUUUGUCAGGUCAUUCUGCUCAGAAGCUUUCCUUGGCUCCCCAGUGCCUAAAAGAUAAACUCUGAAUUCAGGAUCUUGGCACUUGAGGCUUUCUAUGAAGAGCCCUUGAAACUAAAUAAGACCGUUCACAAAGCAGAAGUGGGUUUCCUGGUAAUACAUUUCAUCCAAAAAUGACAACAGAAUCAAAGAAAGCUACAGCUCAGAACCUUCAGGAGAAUGAAGGACUUCUGAUAGUGAAGAUAGAAGAGGAAGAUUUUGUCUGGAGGCAGGACACUUGCCUCCAGAGAAGCGAUCCCCUCAGGCAGGAGCUCUGCCGGCAGCUUUUCAGGCAGUUCUGCUACCAGGAUUCCCCUGGACCUCGAGAGGCGCUGAGCCGGCUCCGGGAGCUCUGCCGUCAGUGGCUACAGCCCGAGACCCACACCAAGGAGCAGAUCCUGGAGCUGCUGGUGCUGGAGCAGUUCCUGACCAUCCUGCCCGAGGAGCUGCAGGCCUGGGUACAGGAACAUGACCCAGAGAGUGGAGAGGAGGUGGUUACCAUACUGGAAGAUUUGGAGAGAGGCACUGAUGAUGCAGUAGUCCAGGUUCCAGUCCAUGCACAUGGACAAGAGAUAUUCAGGAGAAAGAUGGUACCUCCUGGACCAGCACUUAGUGUCCAGUUGCAGCCAGUGGACCCCAAGACCCUUCAUGGUUCUUCAGCACCCCUUCUGCUGGACGGUGGUAAUGAGAGUGAAAACAAUGGAUCCAUGCCAAAGUUGGACAUUUAUGAAGAAAUGGAAUCACAGAGGAUUCUAUCAAGAAGAAUUUCAGGAUUCAUGUCAGAAAGAUCUGCUGAACCUCAAGACAUCUGUAAGUCUGCAGGCAGGUUAAAGAGGCAAUGGGAAAAAGAAUCAGGAGGGUCUCAGAGACCAUCAUCUGCUCAGGAUGGAGGUUUUAGUAAAAUCCUUACCCACAAAAAUACACUGACAGAUGACAUUAGCCAUGAUGGUUGUGAGAGAAGCCUAAACCUGAAUUCAAGUGAAUUGACACACCAGAAAUCUUGUAAACACAGUACCUAUGACCAAAGUUUCAAAUGGAAUCCAGAUUUUAUUAAGCAUCAAAGAAUUUAUGCCAGAGAGAAAAUUCACCAAUAUGGAACAUCUCUCAAGAGCCCAAAUCUUAUUAAACAUGCAGCAAUUUUUAGUGGGGAGAAAACCCACCAGUGUAAUGAGUGUGGGAAAGCUUUCAGACACAGCUCAAAGCUUAUCAGGCAUCAGAGAAUCCACACUGGAGAGAGGCCCUAUGAAUGUAAUGAAUGUGGGAAAGGCUUUGGGGGGAGCUCAGAUCUUAUUAGACAUCAGAGAAUUCACACUGGGGAAAGACCCUUUGAAUGCAAAGAAUGUGGGAGAGCAUUCAGCCUGAACUCACAUCUUAUCCUGCAUCAGAGAAUUCACACCAGAGAGAAACCCUAUGAAUGUAGUGAAUGUGGGAAAACCUUCAGAGUGAGCUCACACCUCAUUCGACACCUGAGAAUCCACACUGGAGAGAAACCCUAUGAAUGCAGUGAGUGUGGGAGAGCCUUCAGUCAGAGUUCACACCUUCGUCAACACCAAAGAAUUCACAAGAGGGAAAACCUGUUAAUGUAAAGAAGUUAAAUUUUUAUGGAAAUGCGAAAGAAAUAGCAACAUGAAAAAUACUGAAUAAAAAAUAUGGAGUGAGAUGAAUGACUGAAAGGCCAAUGUCUCUUUUCUCUCAUUCUCUGGCUUACUGUUCUGCUUAUGGUCUUCACCUAUGAGGGAGAGGGGAUGCUUUCUGUGAGACAGGAGUUUCCUCUUCUAUUGACUGCUGAAGUCAAGCCAGAAGAGCAGAAUUUGGAGGAUAGUCUAUGGCAGUGGAGAUAGAGGGGAAAAAGGACUGUCUUGGGAAGUAACCAUGAUUACAGUGUGGCGGGGAGAAGAUUCAGUAAAGAAGCUGAUCAUCAACACUAGUUAAUGAUUCUCCUCAAGAGAAAGUAGGCUAAGCCCUGAAGUGGAAUAGUUUGAGCAAAACCCACCAGCGCUUUCAGAACAUUACUUUAAAAUGAAGGCACAACAAAACUAAAUUAGAAAUUCAUGUCAAACAAGAGGACCUGCACACAGUGGCAUUCCGAUAUGUAGACCAAAGUCUAUGUCCAGAGGUCAUGCCAGGAUGUAAACCAGGAGAGCAUCCAAGGCAAGAGGCCAGAAUCCAGAGAGAUUGAAACAAGACAGGAGAGGAGAAGUAAAUUAGGCAGGAGUUGGGGUUAGAGGUAAGGGAAGGUAGUCACAUUGAGUUCAACCUCGAAUAUGGAGGAGACAGACGGUAACAUAACUUCGAUCUUACUGCCACAUAUGCCUGGGUUUUGGCACCUCCGUGGGGUGAGUGGACAAAGACUGCAGUUCUGGGGAGCUCUCUGGACAGAAACAGGGUUCUCUGGCUACUGACAAUUGUGGAAGAGGGCUGAGGGAAUUAGCACUAAAGGUAAAGGUCCUGAAACUGUUUCAUUACUGCUGGCUGCUCUUCUUUCCAGAAAAGACAGUGUUCAGAGGGUUGGUAUCCAAGAGAAGAAUGGAGAGAGGAAUCCAACAAGUAGGAACUCCACCAGUGAUUUCAGGAUAUAAAGGCAAAUCCUGCUCUACUGUUUUCCUUUUGAUAAGGCACGUUUUCCCUAAUGUGAAAAUAAAAGCAGCUAUAUAAGGCUUAAAAUCCCAUUGUAUAUAUAAUGUCUUUAUCUGAAAACUAGCAAACAACCCCCAGUGUGGAAUUAUGACAAUCUAAUGUACAAAAUCUUCUACCAAUAGGCUUUAUUUAAAAAUGUCUUAGCAUUUGUUUUUCAAUCCUUGAACUAAAAAUGUCCUGAU
Molecule: messenger RNA, 4219 nt
Organism: Mirounga angustirostris (Northern elephant seal)
Lineage: Eukaryota; Metazoa; Chordata; Mammalia; Carnivora; Phocidae
Gene: ZNF165
Product: zinc finger protein 165
Exons: 5
Coding region: 1535-2986 (483 amino acids)
Biological process (GO): regulation of transcription by RNA polymerase II
Molecular function (GO): RNA polymerase II cis-regulatory region sequence-specific DNA binding; DNA-binding transcription factor activity, RNA polymerase II-specific
Source: RefSeq, a predicted model, not a curated record